Pseudozyma flocculosa PF-1 is the source of this 1485-nucleotide messenger RNA. RefSeq lists its product as uncharacterized. Gene Ontology annotation, cellular component: cytosol. Lineage: Eukaryota; Fungi; Basidiomycota; Ustilaginomycetes; Ustilaginales; Ustilaginaceae. Gene Ontology annotation, molecular function: D-arabinose 1-dehydrogenase [NAD(P)+] activity. Bases 1 to 1485 code for a protein of 494 amino acids. The transcript has a single exon. The record is from RefSeq and is a predicted model, not a curated record. Gene Ontology annotation, biological process: dehydro-D-arabinono-1,4-lactone biosynthetic process.
AUGCCCCUCUACCCGGCCCAGGAACCGUCGCUGGACGACUUUCCCAGGCAGCCGCCGCUCGACAGCCUGCCCGACGAGCAGCCCCGCGGCGGUCUGGCGCCCUGGCGCAAGGUGGCGCUCAAGGACGAUCCCAUCCUGCAGCCUGCCUCGUCCUCCGACGCCAGCGAUGCGCGCGACUUUGAGCGGCACGCCUCGCCCAUCGUGUUUGGGUGCGGCGUCUUCGGCCACGACAUGUACAACACCCAGUCGACGCUCUCGUCCUCCAUCCCGCUCCAGACGGUCCGCCUGGCGCUGCGCUACGGCAUCAACUCCUUCGACACCUCGCCCUACUACUUCCCCUCGGAGUUUAUCCUGGGCAACAUCCUCGAGCGCCUCAAGCCCGAGUUCCCACGCGAGAGCUACUUUAUCACGACAAAGUGCGGACGCUACGGUCCGGACCGGCAGCACUUUGACUACUCGGCGGAGCGAGUCGAAAGCUCCAUACGGGGAAGCUGCGACCGGAUCCGGUGCGGAUACCUCGAUGUCGGGCUGAUGCACGACGUCGAGUUCGUGGCCGAGCACGUCGGGCCCAGCAACGAGGCCGGGUGGGAGGCGGGCAUCAUUUCGGGCCUGGUCGACGGCGCAGCGGCCAAUACGACGACGACGACGACGGCCAAGGAGCAAGCGCUCGACUCGCUCGGCCUGGCAAACACGCCCGAGGCGGCGAGCAGGAUCCAUGGCCCCGGCGACGAAAAGAUCCUCGAGGCGGUGCGGACGCUGUUCAAGCUCAAGGACCAAGGGGUCGUCAGGCGCGUGGGCAUCUCGGGCUACCCGCUGGCGGUGCUGCUGCGCCUAUCGAGGCUGGUGGCGAGCCACGCCCCCUUCCGCCCGCUCGACGUGGUGCUAAGCUACUCGAACCACUGCCUCCACUCGGACGUCCUCGUCGGGUGGCGCGAGCUGUUUGAGGCGUGUCCCGCCGGCGUGGAUGCCGAGGCGUGGACGCCGCCGACGGUGCUCAACGGAUCGCCGUUCAGCAUGGGCCUGCUCGUCGAUGGACCCCCGCCCGCCUGGCACCCAGCCAGCGAGGAGCUCAAGCAGGCGUGCCGAGACGCCUCGGCUUCGUUGAGGGAGCGAGGCGAGAGCCUGGCCAACACGGCGCUCCUGUACGGCCUGCGUGGGUCAGAGCUGGUGGGCGGCGAGGCGGCAUCGGCAGCGGCAGAAGCUCCACAACCGCAGCUGCGCACGCUCGUGGGGCUGAGCACGCCCGAGCACGUCCACUCGGUAGUCGAGGGCUACCGCGUCCUCUGCUCGCGCGACCAGGACGGCGACGACGAAGGCAAUGCGGUGCCACAGCCAGGUCGAGGUCGACUGCUGUGCCAGCUCGACGACGGGGAAAAGCAGCGGCGCGCCGGAGCCUACCGGAAGCAGGUGGCGGCCGAGACCGAGGUGCGGCGGCUGUUCCAGCAGAGGGGCGUGCGCGAGUGGUCGUGGUCGAGCGGGCUGUGA